This is a messenger RNA of Triticum urartu, 610 nucleotides long. Its product is annotated as protein GL2-INTERACTING REPRESSOR 2. Lineage: Eukaryota; Viridiplantae; Streptophyta; Magnoliopsida; Poales; Poaceae. The record is from RefSeq and is a predicted model, not a curated record.
ACAACAGGCUGCGCCAUUCUCCCGAAACACAAACAUAGCUCCUCUCCUCCUGUGCGCGCUCACCGUUGCACAGUAUCCAUCCAUAACCAACCAUAAGAGCGCAGCGCAACAGGAUCAGUACGGGUUGCGCUAGCUUAUUAGGCAAGCGAGGGAGUAGUAGGCAGGCACUGUGCAGGAGGUGAUCCAUGGCAAGCACGGUGGAGUCGCCGACGAGCUCGUGCGUGUCGUCGGACACGGAGGAGGAGGCCGCGGCGGUGACGAAGCCGAUGGUGGUGGUGGGGUGCCCGCAGUGCCUCAUGUACGUGAUGCUGUCGGGGGCGGCCGAGGAGCAGCCCAGGUGCCCCCGGUGCAAGAGCCCCGUGCUGCUGCACUUCCUCCACGGCGCCGCCGCCGACGUCGCCAGCACCAACAGGCAGCAGCCCAGCAAGAGCUAGCCAGCCAAGAUGCCGCUGCUUGGUCUCUGCGUGCUGCCUGCUGAUCAACCGCUAGCUUCUCCUGCCAUCGAUCUCCACCAUGUUCUAACUCCGUGUAUUCUGAUGCACUCUGUAUUCUUUUUCCAUUUUUGUCGACGAUAAAUCUUUUACAGCCUGGUGCAAUUGGUUCGGUUUUA